Messenger RNA from Hydractinia symbiolongicarpus, 2679 nucleotides. RefSeq names its product glutathione-specific gamma-glutamylcyclotransferase 1-like. Gene Ontology annotation, cellular component: cytoplasm. Gene Ontology annotation, molecular function: glutathione specific gamma-glutamylcyclotransferase activity; gamma-glutamylcyclotransferase activity. Gene Ontology annotation, biological process: glutathione catabolic process. NCBI's taxonomy places the organism in Eukaryota, Metazoa, Cnidaria, Hydrozoa, Anthoathecata, Hydractiniidae. The transcript has 2 exons. The coding region runs from base 1389 to 2000 and encodes 203 amino acids. The record is from RefSeq and is a predicted model, not a curated record.
GAGGAUUGGCCACAAGAAAAAAACAAAUAAAUAUGUAAAUAACUAAACCCUGCAACAUCACAUUUAUAGGAACAAAGGGAUUAUUUUUAUGUGUAUGUGUGAUCAACCUCGUCCCAAGAUCGUUAUUGUUAAAAAUUAACAUUAUCGAAAGAGAAAAAACCCUGGGGAGGAGAUUGGGAUGUGACAAUAAUUUUGUUGCUAUACUGCUUAGAAUUUCUUCUGAAAAAGAUCCACACACUUUAAACUCUGGAAAAUAUCGUUACUCUAAUACACUGUGCAUAUUAGUGAAACAGAAAACCUGAAGAACAAACGACCGCGUCAACAACGACCAAAAAAACAAUCUCUGACAAAUGGACUUCAAUGCAUAAAGAGAUCUGAGGCUUAUAAUCUUUCUUCGGAUAAAAUUGAAAGGGGACAACGUACACCCAUACACAUAAAAGGGUUACCUCAAUAUCCCGCAGCAAACUGCGAAUCAGAACUGGAAACGAAUUAUUUUCCUGGAUCAAAAAUAUAUUUAAAAAACAAAGGUGAUGCUAGAAAUUUUUGGUUAUUUUUUUUACCGCAUCACUUGGCCAAUGCUCUGCGGCCUAUUUUACUUUGACAGGGAUAUAGACCGAGUAUCCAACGUUGAAAAUACGCUAGCCGCACUUUCCACAUUGUCUGCAUUAUGGAACAAUACCCUCCACGAAAUCGAAUAAUAACCAAAUAAUACCUGUUUUCUUAAUUGUUUGUGGUUUUUUGCAACAAUUUAUGUAAGCGAUACAAAAAAUUUUUAAAAAGCCUUAAGUUCGAGGACAAAUAUGAAGAAAUUAUAGGAAAUUUAACGUUCUUUUCGUCAGUAAAACCUGUAUAAACCGUAAUAUUAUUAAAGAUGAAGGGGACGGUCAUGCUUUUUAAUUGCCACUUUACAGUUGAUAAUUCGCAAGCCUCAGUGAAAAGGAUAAUUGCGGGCGGUGAUUAGUAAUCAUAGGUUGUGUCACUCAAAAAUUGAAACCUUUGUUCUACCUAUGAGAAAAAUUUGCAUGAAAAUUUCCCAAGGUGUUGAUUAAUUUGUUGAAGUCACCUCUAAAUUUUGUUUCACCUUUGCUAUAACAUGCCGGCUGACAAAUAUUUUGGGAAAUGAUGAGUUAGUUUCCAUAGAGAUUCAAAAUUGCAACCUCAAUUACGAAAGUAAGAUCUCAUCCUUAGACGACAGUUUUUUUUUGUGAAUGAUGUAACAAUGCUUAAGAUUUCAAACAGUUUCACCUACUCAGUUCCUGUUGCUUCCUGAUAUACAUGUGUCACAGUUUCAUUACUUUGAAGACAAGCCGUUUAAGCAGUUUCAUUCUUCGCACCACCUUUACCAAGCUUGUUUAAGUAAUUUAUAAUCUAACUUUUUUGCCGAUAAAAUGAACUUGGAAGAUGUGAUUGAAAGACAUGAAUGUAUAUACGUAUUUGGAUACGGAUCACUUACUUGGAAGCCGGAUUUUGAACAUGAUGGCAUGUAUCUUGGGUACAUCAAGGGCUACGAAAGAAGAUUUUGGCAGGGCAGUACUCAUCAUCGUGGAACUGUUGAAAAACCUGGACGAGUUCUAACACUGACUGAAGUAGAAAAGGGUGUGUGUUGGGGUGCUGUAUUUAAAAUUGUUGGGAAAGAAAAAAUUGAAAAAGCAUUCGAUUGUUUACAACUCCGAGAACAAAGUAUCGGCCGUUACGAAGUUCAUUUAAUGCCUGUAUUUCUCAAAAAUUCGGUGCAGCCAUUACAUGCGAUCGUUUAUUAUGCUACACCUGACAAUGAACUAUUUCUUGGCAACGAUUCACUGGAUGCAUUAGCUGAUGAUAUUUCCACGUCAUGUGGUGCAGUGGGACAUAAUAUAGAGUACUUGUUUCGGCUGUCAGACUUUUUAAGAAAAUACCUCCCGAAUGAACGCGACGAACAUGUCUUCAAACUUGAUGCUCUCGUCCGCUCUAAAAUCGGAUUCAAUACCAAGGACUUUAAAUCCAGGGCGAAGAUGUUGUAACUAAGUGACGGAUACUGCUAAAGUUAUUAUAGAAGGAUUUUUAUGAAAGUUUUUUGUAAGGUUUCAUGUGCUCAAUCUUUGCCGCUGCGUUACGUCACUGAGAAUUAUACCGUCAGCCCUCAUCGAAGUUUCGCAAAAUAACUUUGAUGAGAAACAUAUGAAAUAGAUUAUCAGAAAAUAACUUUUAAUAUCAACGUCGUUCCCUGGGCUUUCUGUCGCGUAUGGACGUUGCGCUUGUUCGUUUCGCCUUCCGAUAUGCAAAAAGAGACAGCAGGUCCUGGGAUCGAGGUUGUUUUAAUAUAUGUAUGUAUUAUAGAAAGCAUAGCAGAAUAACUACAUCUAAAAGUUAAUUAUGUUGUCUUGACAUAUUGUUUCUAAUCAUAAUGUAGGCGAGUCAUGCAUUAGGAUCAUUCUGUUUAGUGUUGGGAGAGGAAGUCUGUCACUAUGAAUGUUUACUUAUUCAGGAACCACGUGGUUUUCGUCUUUAUAUUGAUUGCGCAGAGACAAACAAAGGCUAUUAAUAUAAUAAUAUAUAAUAUGUCAAAUAAUGUAAUUUUUGCGGGAAGUUAAUUAGGCGGAUGUAAAAAUAUUCAUAUUGAUGGGAAUUUAUUUUGACUGAUUUUUGUCAAAUACGUUUCGCCAUUUUCUUUCGAACCUAACAGAUCUUUUCUCAACUCCU